AUGCCUGUGGCAAGGUCAAUUCUCGGCACCUGGCAAGGAGAAAAAGGAGAGCAAUGGUCAUCUGCCCAGGGCUUAGAGUCCGUUUUGCUGUCGAUUCAGAGCCUGAUGUCCAAUAACCCUUACGAGAAUGAACCUGGAUACGACCAGAGAAAGACGAAAGAAGACGAGUCUAAUAUGAAAUCCUAUGCUGCAAAGGUAGUUCAACUAUCCAACUGUUUUGCACUGGACGGACUAACGGGACUCUAUGUCAUCAAGAUUCGCCAUGAAUGUCUCCGACUUGCAGUCAUCGAGCCCCUAGAGUCAGCACUGGGUAUCCGAACAGGCGCGAAGACAUGUUCAUCUAAUGCAGUUGACAAUGAAGAGCUUAAUCUGGGCGAUGACACUUCGACUAAAUUUUGCGAUCUCCGUAAACGACGGUUUCUAUGGUACUUUGAGUCUUACAUACGCACCAUUAAUGCAGCCGAAAAGGAAACAUCGGGUAAACGCGCAUUCGAGACGAUGCCAUUCGAAGGCCUUGGUAAUGAGAUGGCGGGCCAUUUUAACUAUCCAGACCUAAGACAACGGUUGGUUCAGGUCAGAGACAAGAUCAUCGACGAGACGCACAGUUGGCUGGCGGAAGGACUAUACUCCAAAAAGCAGGAAUUGGGAAUCGCAGCCAGCCUGCAGCGGCAAUACGAACAAUGUGCCGAGGAUUUCAGGCGCCAGAAAAACUUCACGAUCAGUUUGAGCCUUGUGGGUGGGAAUCCCUUCUUAUGGGAGUUCACUUAUUUUGGUCGCCCUAUGACAUAUUUGGACGGUGGGAUCUUCAAGUUCAAAAUCUAUCUAAGCUCACGAUUCCCAGACGAGGAACCUCGUGUUUUCAUAGAAUCGCCACUCUUUCAUAUCCGUGUGUCUCCAUUGGGUGUUCUUUGCUAUAUUCCUCAACGGGCUGAUGAGAUGCGCUUCCACAUUGAAGCGAUCGUUGCGGCAAUGGAAGAAGAAUCUCCACCCUAUGACCCCCGGACUACAGUGAACCCUGAAGCCACCCAGUUGUUUUGGGGAAGUCCAGAAAAUCGAAAGCAGUAUCACCGAGCCCUACGACGGUCAGUUGAGAAGAGCAUUGAGUAA
This is a messenger RNA of Aspergillus tanneri, 1107 nucleotides long. Its product is annotated as ubiquitin-conjugating enzyme E2. Lineage: Eukaryota; Fungi; Ascomycota; Eurotiomycetes; Eurotiales; Aspergillaceae. Bases 1 to 1107 code for a protein of 368 amino acids. The transcript is spliced from 3 exons. The record is from RefSeq and is a predicted model, not a curated record.